Aspergillus tanneri is the source of this 999-nucleotide messenger RNA. It is a transcript of the gene OTU1, whose product is annotated as ubiquitin-specific protease OTU1. Gene Ontology annotation, cellular component: cytosol; nucleus. NCBI's taxonomy places the organism in Eukaryota, Fungi, Ascomycota, Eurotiomycetes, Eurotiales, Aspergillaceae. The record is from RefSeq and is a predicted model, not a curated record. Gene Ontology annotation, biological process: endoplasmic reticulum unfolded protein response; protein deubiquitination. The coding region runs from base 1 to 999 and encodes 332 amino acids. The transcript has a single exon. Gene Ontology annotation, molecular function: cysteine-type deubiquitinase activity.
AUGAAGAUUCGGAUUCGUGGUCCAGAAGGGCAGUCCACUAUCAUUCUCGAUGAUCGGGCAACGGUUGACGACCUUCAACAUCAAGUUGCUAAUAGAACAGGGUUGACUGCUUACGAUAUAAAAUAUGGUUAUCCUGAUCUAAAGCCUCUAUUCCUGGAUACACUUCAGUCCGACCGGAGCCUAGCAGAUCAUGGUAUCAACUUGAAUGGGGAGCAACUCAUAGUUACGACGAAGCAAGACCUGUCGCAGACAUCGGGCAAUGGUACCAAAGCACCUGUUUCGGCUCAUCAACAGCCGUCGGAUAAAUAUCUCCCGCCACGCAAUUCUAAUGAUGCCGUUCUGGAUGAUGCACCCGAGAUACCAUCACCCGAGCAUGCAGGCACAUUCGUUCUACGCGUCAUGCCUGAUGACAACUCGUGUCUUUUCCGCGCUGUGGGCAGUGCUAUUACGGGAGGCAUGGAUACCAUGAAUGAGCUUCGGUCUGUCGUUGCCCAAACAAUCCAGGAGAAACCAAAUUUAUACUCAGCAGCGGUCCUGGAGAAAGUGCCAGAUGACUAUUGCCGUUGGAUACAAGACGAAGACUCUUGGGGUGGAGGAAUCGAACUCAGCAUUCUGAGCAAGCAUUUUGACAUAGAGAUAUGCUCAAUCGACGUGCAAACUCUUCGAGUUGAUCGUUUCAAUGAGGGCCAGACCACACGAUGUAUCUUAGUCUAUUCAGGGAUCCACUAUGAUACCAUAGCGCUGUCACCGUCUGAUCCUCCCUUUACCCAUUCAUAUGCCCCUCCCGAGUUCGAUACAAAAGUCUUUGAUACGGCCGACCCUUUGGUGCUAGAGAAGGCUUUGGCACUCUGUAAGAUCCUACAGGGCAAACACUAUUAUACUGAUACUGCGGGGUUCCAUCUUCGGUGCAAUUGCUGUGGGGAGAUUUGCACAGGCGAGAAAGGUGCCACUCAGCAUGCGGCCGAAACUGGCCAUUAUGACUUUGGAGAGGCUGCUUAA